UUCUAUGGUUACAGCCAAAAGGCCGGCAUGUCCGCUCUCGGAUCCUCUCUGGUUUUAACAAACGCAUCGAAAAACUGAGUGGUUCGUAAAAAGAUGAGAGGUAUGAUAUCUAGAUAUUCGUCUAUUCGAAGAAGCAGACAUGCUGGAUCUGUCAAAAUCGGUUUAUGGUUAUGGUUAUUCCGACAAUUCCCAACAACGAAAGUUUCAUCGUGCGAUUUAUGAUCCACGUCAGUGGAUCGCACGUGGGAGCGAAUAGUGGACUCGACAAAAUCUAGGCGUGGACGAUGGGGUUGAAUGAUUGCGCGGACUCGGAGAGGGUGGGAUGCGGCUUCAGCACGUUCAGGGAGGUGGACGAGGUGACCACCUUGAUAGCGGAAUUGAGACGGUCAGAUCUGCAGGCGAGUCUCGUGGAGCGGAACCGGGAUCGCUUCAAUUUCAUUCUCUCUCAGUAUCAGGAUCAGCACCAUCUCCUCGAUCCGUAUCUUGAGAGAAUCUUAGAAUCCCUGCUGUCGAUCAUCAAGAACGACGAUUGCCCGGAAAGCGUCAAACACAAUACGUUUAAGUAUCUCUUUAUCAUCAUGUCCGUGAAGACGUACAAGAGGAUUGUUACUUACCUCCCGCAUGAGGUAGUCGAUCUCUUGCCUGUGUUAAGGAUGCUUGAGAAGCAGGAUUCAAACGACGUGGAAACGUGGGAGACCAGAUAUGUUCUGCUCGUCUGGUUGUCCAUCAUCUCGAAGAUACCGUUUCCGCUGUCUCGCCUAGAGACGUCCGAGAAUGUAGAUCCGGAGCAAACUAUUAUUGUCAGGAUUUUAAAAGUGUGCAAACUGUACUGUCUAUCGAAGGAUGCGUGCGCUGUGGCGGCUGUAUUUUUAAUAGCAAACUUUUUAACACGAUCGGAUGUCAAGAAAUUAUACUUGAAAGAAAUGAUUAUGUGGUGUUUAAAGUGUAUAGAAGAUGAUCCUUUGAGACAUGGACCUUUGGCUGUAAUAGCCUCAAUUUUAAAGCAUAGUGCCAGAGAAGACGUCAAGCCAUAUAGUCAAAUGCUUCUCGAUAAUAUGUUGAAACUUCGACUAAGUGACAAUCCAGCAGAUCUUAUUAGAAAAUUUGGAAUAAAGGUUGUCCAGCGUAUAGGUCUGGUAUUGUUGAGAACAAAAUUAGCAUCUUGGCGCUAUCAGAAGACGAGUCGACCGAUAAGUAUUAUGCCUAAUGUUAAAGCAGAUAAUAUUGAUAAUACCGAAAGUAUUACUGAUAUUAAAAAAAGUAUUUCGAAUAAUGACAAUGAAGAUCAGGAAAUUCCUCCAGCGAUUGAGGAUAUAAUAGAGCAGCUCAUACAAGGUCUUCGGGAUAAAGCAAUUACUAUAAGGUGGUCUGCAGCAAAAGGUAUUGGCAGAAUAACCGCGAGAUUGCCAGUAGACUUAGCUGACGAUGUCCUGGGUUUUGUAUUAAAUCUUUUUUCCGGGCGUGAAUCAGAUUCAGCGUGGCACGGUGGUUGUUUGGCGCUCGCAGAACUUGGAAGACGUGGCCUAUUGUUACCUCAUCGUUUGAGCGAUGUCAUUCCCGUGGUUCUGCAGGCCUUAGUCUUUGACGAACCUAGAGCUUACGGAUCGAUUGGUUAUUUGAUCAGGGAUGCCGCUUGUUACAUAUGUUGGUCUUUUCCAAGAGCCUACGAUCCGCAUGUUUUCGAACGUUAUGUCAAAGAAAUUGCAGCAAUGUUAUUAGUUGUAACGUGCUUCGAUAGAGAGAUAAACUGUAGGAGAGCGGCGUCUGCGGCAUUUCAAGAGAACGUUGGCAGACAAGGCAACUUUCCACAUGGUAUAGACAUACUGACUGUCGCUGACUAUUUUGAAGUUGGCGUAAGGAGUCAUACGUACCUUAAAAUCAGCGUACAAAUCGCGCAAUACGAAGAAUACAAGAAGCCUUUGAUAGAUCAUCUAGUGGCGAAAAAGGUUACGCAUUGGGAUACCGCAAUCAGGGAGCUCUCGGCUAGAUCGCUUUUUAAUCUGACGGCAGCUGAUCCACAUUACAUGAUAAAUACAAUAGUGCCGACUUUGUUGGACAUGCUAAAUUCUAUCGACUUGAAUGUUAGGCACGGUGCAGUGCUAGCCACUGCGGAAAUUCUCGAAGCUUUAUAUAAUCACUUUAAUGACAAAAUUGGAUGUAUCAUCGGAGCCACGGCUGUAGCUGAUAUACAGGAUAUAGUGCGUACUUUCAGAAAUAGAGGACAAUUUAAAGGUCUUGGGGGAGAGCUAAUGAAACAAGCUUGUGCUGUGCUAAUAAAAAAAUGCUCCAUUGUUCACUUUCCUAUUCAUUUUACGGAUGUUGUAGAUGACUGGCAAAAAUUAUUAGAAGAAUGCUUGAGCCACGAAGUUUCGGCAGUCAAAUUAAAAGCAGCCGAAGCGCACACGAACUUUUUUCUAGAAUAUUACGUCGACAUCGAUUACGAUGCUCGAGGUGUUGUAGUCAAUCGUUACCUGGAGUCGCUGCAAUCAAAUAAUCAGUCCAUUAGAAUAGGAUUUGCACAAGCAAUAGGACAUUUCUCACUGUUCGUAAUUCGUGAAAGAGUGAAAGACAUUAUAAGCUCGUUAAUCACAUGCACUCACGUAUCUGAGAACACACUGAAAUGGGCGGAGAGUAGAAAGGAAGCUUUACACUCUUUAACAAUGAUACUGCAAACAUUAGGAAUUGAUGAAGUCGACAAAUGGCAGUCGUUUGUGACAGAUCUGUACGACUGUUAUUUGUUGGCUCUUAAAGAAUAUACGAUAGAUAGUCGUGGUGAUAUAGGCGCUUGGGUGAGAGAAGCAGCUAUGAUUGGACUACACGUGUUGACAAACCUAGUAUCGCAAGCAAAACUAUCGUCUGUACUGAAUGAAGAUUUAAUGGCUGGAAUUAUUGGCGGUAUCGCACAGCAAGCUGUCGAGAGGAUCGAUGGAAUUCGAGCUCAGGCUGGUACUGUAUUCAGUGCGCUUAUACACAGCGAUCCGCCACUUGCAAAUAUACCAUAUCAUAACGAGUUGAAAGCUAUAUUUCCGUAUAACGAAUGUAAGGAGACUAUCGAAUGGCGAAUGGAAUCUGCAACGUUUCCACGAUUUAUUAAGAUGUUAAGUUUUCCACCGUAUAAAAUGAAUUUAUUACGCGGAAUUAUAUUUAGCGUCGGCGGUUUAAGCGAGUCUUUGGUAAAAUAUUCGAGCGUUUCUUUAUUUACUUAUCUACAAGAGAUCGAUGAGGUGGGUUUAAGGGAUUUAUGUGAAAAAAUAUUAAAUAUAUUUGAAGAGAGUCACAAAAAUGAAAGAAUGAUAACAUCGAUGUUGGCCUUCUUGGAUCGUUUGUUGAGUUCAGGCUGCAUUCAGUCUGUCUUAGAUGAUGCAGACAAUACAAUCUCAGAGCGUAUAUUGACACUAUUGAAACACGAAAUAAAAUAUUCCAGCAAUAUGAAACUGCUCAUUAGCAGUAUAAAUGUUUUCUGCCAGUUACUACAGGUACGAGGACCUGUUGCAAAGAGGGCAUUUUGUCAAUUGAGCAUAUUUUUGUGUCACAAAUAUACGAGCUUAAGGAAGACAACGGCUAUACGUACUUACGAAGCAUUGACCCUUUAUGGAGAGGAGAUGGAUAUAGCGGAGGAAGAUUUAGCGAAUAUACUCACAAAAUUGAACGCUACAGAUUGGGAACAGCCAAUCGCGGAUUUACGUCCAAUCAGAAAUAACUUGUGUGAAUUGAUGAAGGUACCUGCUCCAGUUUUGCAAAUGAAAUCAACGAAUUGAGAAAGACUAGUUGUUUAAAGUGCAAAAAAAGUCGUAGCUUUUUAUUAAAAUUAUAUUUUAUUUCUACACUUAAAUGACAUAAAGCGAGACAAAAUUUUAUCGCUAAUAUAAUAUGCAGUUAUAAGGUAGAGAUUGCGACAAUUCUUACAGUCAAGUAAGACUUUAAUGCUAAACUCUAAUACUGUCUACAAUUCAAAAAUAUAUUGUACAUACGUACGCGCGAGAACAUAAUCUUUUUGUAUCAUGCAAGCUUAUACAUUUUGUAAAAUGCAUUUAAUAAUUUUUAAUGCGUUAUUUUAUACAGACUGAAUAUGUAAAAAAUAUUUCUACAAUACCAAAAAAAAAAAAGAAAGAAAAAAGAAAAAUAGAAAUACUUAUAAAAUUUAUUCGGAUUCAUAAUUCCCACUACAGCUCACUAAGAAUCAUUCGAGUAUUUAUAUUAUCAAAAAAUUGUGAAAAAAAUUGUAUAUAUUCGAGUAUUUAUAUUAUCAAAAA
Molecule: messenger RNA, 4253 nt
Organism: Wasmannia auropunctata (little fire ant)
Lineage: Eukaryota; Metazoa; Arthropoda; Insecta; Hymenoptera; Formicidae
Gene: TBCD
Product: tubulin-specific chaperone D
Exons: 17
Coding region: 285-3758 (1157 amino acids)
Biological process (GO): post-chaperonin tubulin folding pathway; microtubule cytoskeleton organization; adherens junction assembly
Cellular component (GO): lateral plasma membrane
Molecular function (GO): GTPase activator activity; beta-tubulin binding
Source: RefSeq, a predicted model, not a curated record